This is a messenger RNA of Hyaloperonospora brassicae, 1251 nucleotides long. NCBI's taxonomy places the organism in Eukaryota, Oomycota, Peronosporomycetes, Peronosporales, Peronosporaceae. The record is from the annotation of a GenBank genome assembly.
AUGCAUCUGGUGUACGUCGCAGUGACGAUCCUGGCGGCUCUUGUAAGAUGCAGCGGCGCAGUCAUGUCCGUCGUUGACCCUGGGGCUGUCCUGGGGCCGGACGUCGCUCGUGAGAACUUCGUGGUGAAAGGCUACGUCAACGAAGCCAGUAUGGAGAGGCUGUUGAAGGAGCCUUGUGCGCGCAACGGCUGGGAAGUGAUACAAGCGGACGAUGAGAAGAGAAUCUUCGGCCUCGCCAACAAAGUAAAGUCGCUUAUUACGACGGUCUCGCAAAGUGACAUCGUGGGGAAGGCCAAAAGUGCUGCGAUGACCGCUGCGGGUUCAGCGAUGGUGCCAGCUACUUAUCUCGCUGUACUACUUCAAACAGUCGUCGAGAAGACUCUGGGAGUGAUAGCACCGUUAUGGAACACGCUGGGCAACAGUCCAUCCUCUCUACUAAUCAAGGCCAAGCUUAUGGAGCUUUCACAGACGUUCAAUGAGGUGAUGAAGGUCGGUGCGACAAUGAGUACGAUAUAUCUCGAAACUCUCGCAUCGAAGUACAGGUUGGCCAUCGACGGGCUUUCGAAUAAGUCGGCAUCGCUUUUGAAGACGCUGGCUGCACAUCCGGAAGUCAUGAGAAUCAAGAGGACGCUUGAAGAGCAGAUAGCAGACACGGUAGUGAGAGUUGCGAUUUUGUUUGUUCAAGUGCAAGUCAAAAAGCACGCAUUGAAGGUGGGGGAGUUUAUCAAUCGGCUGGUAGAGAAGUUGUUACCGAAUUGGAAGGCAAUUGGCGCUGAUAUGUCAUUGCAGACCACGCGUACGACUUUUGGAGAGAUGGUCACAGACGUGGUAAUGAAGAUUGCGUUCAAGUUAAUCAAAUUUUCACUGCAAAAGCACGCCAGAAGGUACAAGACAAUCGUCGGUAAGCACCUGAACAAGUACUUGCCAUACUGGAUGGAACUUAAAAUCUCAACGGUAAGACCUAAGAACAAAUUCACGGAGCUUGCAGAUACUGUCAGAGGUGUGAUAAGAGCAGCCCUGUGGUUUGUAGUAAAAGUGCAAGUCAGGAAGCAUGCAUCAAAUUACAAGGCGGCCAUCAAAAAUCUUCCGCACGAGUCAGCACGGUACUGGAAGAAAAUAUCUGCCAGUUCUACCGUCAAGAAAAUCAUAUCCACGAUCAAGAAGUUUGCAGCAAAGAUCGCAGACGCGCUAUUGGCGAUUGCGCUAUUGAUAGAAAGGAUACUGGAUAAAGUCGAAUUGAUGUCGAAGUAA